UUCAAAUUCCUUUUUGCAGUAUGUAUUGCAUAUCUACAAUAAAAAAAAAAUAAUAGCUCAAAGUCCAACAAAUCCAAAACAAUCCAACGAGCGAAGUACACUAAAUUUCAGCCCAUUAAAAGUGGACGUUUUUACGUUAUUUAGCGAGUACCUAAUCUUAAUUUUUUUAUUAGAUAACCCUUAAAUUUAAGUGUUACCAUUCCCCCUUAUUUACUGUGAUGUUUGCUUUGAGAAGAUCAACCGGAUUAAUUAAAAAUCACACAAAAUUAAUAGCAAAUAUGUGUGCUGUUAAGAAUUACUCACGAUUACAACUCAGUACACCAUCCCCGUUUGUUGUUCAUGUUGUGUUAAAUAGACCAUCAAAACGAAACGCUUUGGAUACUGAUAUGUGGUUUGAAAUUAAGGAAUGUUUUGAAAAACUUAGUUAUGAUGCUGAUUGCAGAGUGGUUGUUUUAUCAGGAGAAGGAAAAAUGUUUUGUGCUGGAAUUGAUUUGAUGUCCAUGAGUGGAGCAUAUCAAGAAUUGGAAGCUGAUGGUGAUUUGGCAAGAAAAGCAAAAAUAUGGGAUCAAAAAAUCCCAUUGUUCCAAGACUGCCUCUCUGCCUUAGAGAAAUGUUCAAAACCUGUUUUAGCCGCUGUACAUUCAGCCUGUAUUGGCGCUGGUGUUGAUAUAAUAACCGCUGCUGAUAUUAGAUAUUGCACUAAAGAUGCUUAUUUUCAAGUUAAAGAGGUUGAUAUAGGAAUGGCAGCUGAUGUUGGAACUUUACAAAGAUUACCAAAAGUUAUUGGAUCCGAUAGUUUAGUGAGAGAACUGUGUUACACAGCGAGAGAAUUACAUUCAGAUGAAGCUUUAUCUUGCGGACUUGUUUCAAAAGUUUUUGAUUCAAAAGAAAGCUUGAUAGCGGGAGCUUUGGAUGUUGCAAAAUUAAUCGCAUCUAAGAGUCCGGUGGGGGUUCAAGGCACAAAAAAGAGUUUGGUUUAUUCUAGAGAUCAUACGGUCCAAGAAGGGCUUGAUCACAUUGCUUUAUGGAAUCGAUUCAUGUUACAAAGCGAAGAUCUUCAAACGGCUGUUGUUGGGGCUAUAUCGAAAGAAAAAGAUAUUCCAUUUUCAAAAUUAUAAUUUUUACAAGUUAAGGAAUGAUUAAUUAAAUGUUACACUACA
Messenger RNA from Onthophagus taurus, 1160 nucleotides. RefSeq names its product delta(3,5)-Delta(2,4)-dienoyl-CoA isomerase, mitochondrial-like. Gene Ontology annotation, cellular component: mitochondrion. Gene Ontology annotation, molecular function: delta(3,5)-delta(2,4)-dienoyl-CoA isomerase activity. The record is from RefSeq and is a predicted model, not a curated record. NCBI's taxonomy places the organism in Eukaryota, Metazoa, Arthropoda, Insecta, Coleoptera, Scarabaeidae.